This is a messenger RNA of Podarcis muralis (Common wall lizard), 3139 nucleotides long. The record is from RefSeq and is a predicted model, not a curated record. NCBI's taxonomy places the organism in Eukaryota, Metazoa, Chordata, Lepidosauria, Squamata, Lacertidae.
UAAAAUCAGUGAAAUAUAUAUAUCUGAAAAGCAUACAUAAAAUUUAAAAUAAAUGUUUCAGAAGUCCUGGGAAUGCCCACCCUCCGCUUGAAACUCGGGACAGCCGCUGCCAGCCCGUGUCGGCACUACGGAGCUUAGCCAGACCCGGCUUUGCAAAACGCAAAGCCCGGGUGUACUUGUUCCUGGGAGUUAGGAAACUGGCCGCUUAAGGGGUUAAGCCGAGCGAGCCGCGAUGCCUGGAAAGGCCUGGGAAUGAAUGGGUGAAGGUCUGGAGGAGGAAGAGGAGGGGGAAAGGGGGAGAGGAGGGGUUCCUUUUGAAUUCCUUAACUUGAUUUUUUGCAGACUCAGCUUCUGCUGGUGGAGGCAGCACGUGGAAGUUGCAGAGAAGCCCUUUCAUCACUGAAGAGAUUCCUGCUCCAUUUCUGAAUCUCCUGAGGUUUACUCCGUCGACUGAAGAUCCCGCUCCUAACUCCGAUCAGUGGAAGGGUGGCAGAGAUUUUUCCCAACUCCGGAAAGAAGAGCAAUUGUACACAACUGGGUUGCUGCCGUCGGUCUCCCCCGACAUGGCUGGUACCCAGGAUGCUGAGGCAACCGAGGGUCUCCAUCUUGAGACCGCGGCCGAUAACCCUGUGUGUCCUGUAAUCAAAAUGGAGGAACAGGAGCUCACAGUCCUUGGGAGCGAGGGGAUGGAAAGACCCGGAAAGGGGCUCUCCGUUGUUCACAGUUGGGGCUCCUGGUUUGGGGCGAUGCUGUCCUGGUUCGGAGCUUUUCCAAGGCAAGAGAGGCUGGAGGGUGUAAAGGAGGAGCCGGACGAGGCAGCCUGGGAAGGCCAGUGGCAGGCGUUCUUGAAGGCCGUGCCGAUGCCUCAGGCCGCCUGGGCAUGGUCGGCGGUGAUGGAGGAUAACCAAGAGGGCAGGACCAACCCUGAGGGGGCAGCGGAGGUCUGUGAGCAGCCAAGAGGGCAGGCAGGAACCAGCCUGCCCCCUGGGUCUAGAGGGCUCCAAGCCCUGGGACCCCCUGGGACCAGAACCUGCGGAGGGGCAAAGCGGGAGAAUCCCAGCGAGGAUGCUUCCGGGUCGGAGGCACAAUGGCGGCACUUCCGGCAGUUCCCCUACUUGGAAGCCAAGGGGCCCCGGGAGGUUUGCAGCCAGCUGUGGUUCCUUUGCCACCGGUGGCUGAAGCCAGAGAGGCACACCAAGGAGCAGAUCCUGGAGCUGGUGACUCUGGAGCAGUUCGUGGCUGUCCUGCCCUCGGAGAUCCAGCACUGGGUCAGGGGCCGAGGGGCCGAGACCUGCACCCAGGCGGUGGCCCUGGCCGAGGAUUUCCUGCGGAGGCAGCAAGAGGCUGGGGAAGCCACGUCGGAGGUGCCGGGAUCUCUUGCAGAGGCCGCUGGAAGUUUCUCUGAAGUGGACCAGGCUUCGCCAGAUGUUGGGGAGAGGAGCGCUGGUGGAGAUAUCAAACGGGAGAGCGAUGGGGAUGCCUCUGUGUUGGGUGCCAAAGGUUUCCUUUUGCCGAUCCCAGAGACGGGAACCUGUGGCCCUCCAGAUGAUGGCUGGGAGAGAGAAAAUGGCGGGGAGCCAUGUGUGGUGUUGCUGGAAAGAAUCAGGGAUAUGGAAGAAAAUGGCGGGGGCAAAGAAGGACCGAGGAAGAAACAUGGAAACGGCACUGAGAAGUGGAAGGAGAGGUCUGCUGUAUGUCCCAGGGGGGAAGGUCCUGAAUUUACAGCCAAGCAGAGGCUACAUGAAGGAAAGGGUGCAUAUCCAUGCAGUGUGUGUGUCAAAAGUUUUCCUUGCAAAUCUAGCCUUACUCGACAUCAGAUAACCCACACAGGGGAGAACCCACAUAAAUGCUCGCACUGUGGGGAGAAAUUCACUCGGAGAGCGAGCCUCAUUGUUCAUCAGAGAAUCCACACAGGGGAGAAGCCUUACAAAUGUUUCACAUGCGGGAAGAGCUUCAGCGUGAACUCCACCCUAAUCAGGCACCAGAGGAUCCACACGGGGGAGAAACCGUAUCAGUGCUUGGGCUGCGGCAAGAGCUUCCGCGAUAAGUCGAGCCACAUCCGGCACCAGAGGAUCCACACCGGAGAGAAACCGUACAGAUGCUUGGACUGUGGCGUCAGCUUUCGCGAUAAGUCUAGCCGUAUUCGGCAUCAGAGGAUCCACACGGGGGAGAAGCCCUACAAAUGUCUAGACUGCGGGGAAAGCUUUAGUCAGAGCUCGAGUCUUAUUAGACAUCGGAAAAUACACACAGGAGAGAUACCGUACUCGUGCUCAGACCAUAGGGGGAGCUUCCAUGAUAAAUCAAAUAUUAAAGAGCCCCACAAUGGUCACUUACUAGAGAAACUAGACAAAUAUGCGGACUGUGGUGAAAGCUUCAGUCAGGACACAUUCAACUCGAGCUACAGAGCAGCCACUCUGGAGCCAAAUAGUAGCCAUUCUCCUUGCUAGCUUUGCAGAAGAACACAGAAGAGAGCCAUAGUGACUUCAUUUGACACAAGUCUAAACUAUAGUGUCAUGUGAAUGAAUCUUUCAUCCCCCUAGGCUCAUGGAUUAACCCCCUUCACUCUCCUCCUCUGGUUUGCUUCCAUUUCCAUUUCAACCUAACCACAGUUUAGUGUGUCACCUGAGCCCUAAACUGUGGUUAAAUCUUAACUCGGGAAACAAGCCAGCUUCUGAUCAGAAACUUCCAUUUAUAUUUCAGAUUAACUGCCGCUUAAGUGUGUCAUCGGAACCCUAAAAAUGUGGUUCGAUAGGGAAAGCAAGUCAGAUUCUUAAACUGUGUCUCAGAGCUGACCUGUUCCCACGAACCAGAGUUCAGUUGCAGCACGACCUGUCUUGCGUUUGGACAAACUAUGGCUAAUGAAAACUGGAAGCAAAGCUUCCAAGCUCUUCCUCGAUGGAGGGUGGGCAGGGAGCUGCUGUUCCCAUCAUGCUAAACUAUCGUUAGCAGCGUGCCUGAACCAGCCGCUGUAGGUGCGGAAGCUACAAGCACAGUUUGCUCAAGCUACAGACUGGGUUGUGCAUGUAUACAGGCCACAAUUCCAUACAAGCAAGGGAACAUGGGAUCGUACAUCAGCUGCAAAACUGAGCAUCUUUCUUUUUUUAAAGAAUAAAUUAAUAAAAUUGAAAGUAUUAUAAAA